Messenger RNA from Cynara cardunculus var. scolymus (artichoke), 732 nucleotides. RefSeq names its product early nodulin-like protein 1. Bases 59 to 613 code for a protein of 184 amino acids. NCBI's taxonomy places the organism in Eukaryota, Viridiplantae, Streptophyta, Magnoliopsida, Asterales, Asteraceae. Gene Ontology annotation, molecular function: electron transfer activity. Gene Ontology annotation, cellular component: plasma membrane. The record is from RefSeq and is a predicted model, not a curated record. The transcript is spliced from 2 exons.
AUUACAUCCUACAAAUACCCACCCACAUCAUCUCUCCCAUCCUUACCUUCCAAUCUUUAUGGCCAAACCGGUUGUUGUUGUUGUUUUUCUCGGGAUUCUAAGUCUUUUGUUGUUGAUCCAGGAUAGUGGUGCAUAUGAGUUCAUGGUUGGAGGUACCGGUGAUUGGAGUCUUACAUCCACCUUCUAUAACCAAUGGGCCCAACAAAGCCGUUUUCAAAUUGGUGACACCGUUUUGUUCAAUUACGAGGCGGGAAAGGACUCGGUGGUUCAAGUGACAAAAGACGACUACAACAACUGCAACCCAGCAUCACCCAUUGCCAUGUAUAGCGAUGGUCACUCCCUGGUCAAGUUCCGACAAUCUGGCCCUCAUUAUUUCAUAAGUGGACUCGUAGAAAACUGUAAAAACAACCAAAAGAUUGUCAUGGUUGUGAUGGCAGAUCGAACCAAUCGCUCGUCUCCUCCAGCUCCAGCUCCAGAAGGCCAAGAGUCUCCAUCUCCUCCUCUGGCUCCGCCAACAGAAGAUUAUAACCCGAAUGCUGCAAUUUCAACUGUCACAAGCUUCAUUUACUCUGUUGUUACGCUUGUUGGCUCUUCACUUGUCUUUGUCUUUUGAGUUGGUGAUCAAAAGUUAUCAAUCUAUUUGUUUGGAAUAAGAUUGGAAUUAUGAUAUAAUAGAAGAUGGGUGAGAGAUGUAAUUCCAAAAUUUUCUAAACAAAUAUAUAUGGUUUGGAU